AUGUCAGGCGCGAGGCACUGGGAGCAAGACAAGGAAGCCACUGUCUAUGUGGGAAAUCUCGACGAGCGCGUUACUGAUAGCUUGGUUUGGGAGCUUAUGCUGCAGGUUGGCCGCAUCGUCAAUGUUCACCUGCCGAAAGAUCGUGUCACGCAGUUGCACCAAGGAUAUGGCUUCGUGGAGUUUACCAGUGAGGAAGAUGCGGAAUAUGCCUCGAAAAUCAUGAAUGGGAUCCGCCUUCACGGGAAGCCAAUUCGCGUGAAUAAGGCCUCAGCGGAUAAGCAGAAGUCAGUCGAAAUCGGCGCAGAGCUAUUUGUCGGUAACCUUGAUCCCAUGGUUACCGAACAGAUUCUGUAUGAUACAUUCAGCCGAUUCGGAACCCCAAUCACCCUUCCAAAGGUCAUUGCUCGCGACGAUAAUCAUGUGUCGAAGGGGUAUGGCUUUGUAUCAUUCGGCGAUUUCGAAUCUUCCGACGCAGCAAUUGCGAACAUGAAUGGACAAUACUUGAUGAACAAGCAAGUUUCUGUUCAGUACGCGUACAAAAAGGACGGCAAAGGCGAACGGCAUGGCGAUGAUGCUGAACGUCUGUUGGCUGCUCAAGCUCGAAAACACAAUGUCCAGCCACUAGCGCAGCAAGCCCCCUCGAAUGCUUUCACUGGACCUGGCUUCACCCCAGCAGGCCUCCCAAUUCCUAAUGGCGAUACCCACCGCCCCGUAAACGCGGGUUCACCAGCUGCUGACCUUGGUAUGAACCGAGGCUUACCCGCCCGCCCACCACCUUCCCAAGCGGGCUAUGGGGGACCUCAAGCUUUUCUGGCCCCGGGGUACAAUGGAGCGCCCCAACAGCCUGGCUUUGCGCCAAACACGGCCCACCAAGCUGGAUUUGGGCCUCCGGGGUUUGCGCCUCCCCUGCCGGGCCAUCACCUCCAUUGCCACCUGGAUUCCAGCAGCCAGGAUAUGGAAAUGCUCGAUGAAGAACAUGAACUUGAAUAA
Molecule: messenger RNA, 990 nt
Organism: Penicillium chermesinum
Lineage: Eukaryota; Fungi; Ascomycota; Eurotiomycetes; Eurotiales; Aspergillaceae
Product: U2 snRNP complex subunit HSH49
Exons: 4
Coding region: 1-990 (329 amino acids)
Biological process (GO): positive regulation of mRNA splicing, via spliceosome
Cellular component (GO): nucleolus; U12-type spliceosomal complex
Molecular function (GO): RNA binding
Source: RefSeq, a predicted model, not a curated record